This is a messenger RNA of Anguilla rostrata (American eel), 5853 nucleotides long. RefSeq names its product leucine-rich repeat-containing protein 3B-like. NCBI's taxonomy places the organism in Eukaryota, Metazoa, Chordata, Actinopteri, Anguilliformes, Anguillidae. Gene Ontology annotation, molecular function: protein binding. The coding region runs from base 570 to 1334 and encodes 254 amino acids. Gene Ontology annotation, cellular component: plasma membrane. The transcript has 2 exons. The record is from RefSeq and is a predicted model, not a curated record.
CAUUUUUCACCCGUACCUCAACCAUACUGUGCACUGAUACGUUACGGGGAUGCGGCCAAAUCGUGACAGCGUAGUAGCCUGGUUAAUUUGACAACGGCAUAAACCGGAGUCACUAGGGCAACACCUACUUUGUGGCUGUGCAUUCGUUCGUUCGUUCAUUCACUUCUGCGCUCGCUGCCCCCCGGUGAAAACAGGCGAGGUUUUGUCGCGGACCCCUCCCUUUCUUCCAAAUAUAGUGUUUGGUACACCGCCAACCGCUGGAAAUAUGCAUUUAGCAGUAUCCGCCGAGAAGCUGUUCGGAAGACAUCUCUUACCAUGACUGGUUAUCAACAAAUUCGUUUAGGAUGUCAAGGUUUGGCAGCGAACGUCUGAAUACCUUUUUUUUCAUCGCAGACGACUGUAAAAAACACCAUGAGACCCUGUGGAUCGAAGCGGAGUUCCCCGUCCGAAUUGGCCAGCCGGUGAGGGGCGUGGCCUGUGGAAUGGGGCGUAAGUGAGUGGCUGAGCGGGGUCCACCCACAGUGGGCGGAGCGGAGGAGGGGGCGGGACUAUGCCGCCGGAGCGUCAGCAUGCCUCUGCCAGACGCGCGCUCGCUCGGUCUGGUCUCCGCCUGCCUGCUGCUCCUGCUCCUCCCGCCAUCCCGCGGCUGCCCCAAGAGCUGCGUGUGCCUGCGCCGGUCCGACGGCCUGGAGGUCACCUGCAGCCACGCCCGCCUGCGCGCCGUGCCCUCCGACAUCCCGCCGGACACCGUCCUGCUGCGGCUCGACCACAACCAGAUCAGCGCGGUGCCGGACCGGUCCUUCCGCGGCCUGGCGCGGCUGCGGGAGCUGAACCUGUCGCACAACGCGGUGGAGACGCUGGGCGAGGGGGCGCUGCGCGGCGUAGAAGCCACGCUCCGCACGCUCGACCUGUCGCACAACCGCAUCAGCCGCGUGCACCGCGACGCCUUCGCCCGGCUGCACGCCCGCGUGCUCAUGGGCGACAACCCCUGGCACUGUGACUGCGCGCUGCAGCAGGCGCUGCGCGUGAUGGCACACAACCACGAGGCCGCCGGGCGCGUGCGCUGCCACAGCUCGCCGCUGCGCGACCACCGCGAGGGCCAGCCCUUCCUCGCCAUGGACGCCGACCUGUGCAACCUGGCCAAGCGCACCACCGACUACGCCAUGCUGGUCACCAUGUUCGGCUGGUUCGCCAUGGUGGUGUCCUACGUGGUGUACUACGUGCGGCAGAACCAGGAGGACGCCCGGCGCCACCUGGAGUACCUGAAGUCCCUGCCCAGCAAGGCGCCGGGCCGGGCCGAGGAGGCCCCCGAGGACGCCAGCACCGCCGUAUGACCGCCGGCGGGUGGGCGGGGCUCCGAUGGGCCCAGACCCAGGUGGGCGGGGCUCCGAUGGGCCCAGACCCAGGUGGGCGGGGCUCCGAUGGGCCCAGACCCAGAUGGGCGGGGCUCCGAUGGGCCCAGACCCAGAUGGGCGGGGCUCCGAUGGGCCCAGAGCCAGAUGGGCGGGGCUCCGUUUGGGCCCAGACCCAGAUGGGCGCGGUCCAGCGACACCCGAAGGCUGGAUUUUAGAGGGCUCGGGGAACGGGCACUAUCGAGUCCAUAUGGAUGUAAAAAGGAACUGAACUAAGAAAAAUUAGCUUCCUAAUUCAACAUUACAUGCCUUCACACCCCCCUGUGUGUCCCCAUACCGCCUUCCCCGUGUGUGUGUGUGUGUCCAUAAUGCCACCCCAGUGUGUGUGUCCAUAUACUGUCUCCCCUGUAUGUCUGUUCCCAUACCGUCUCCCCUGUGUUUGUGUCCCUAUAAUGCCACCCCAUGUGUGUUCCUAUAAAGCCACCCCCCCGUGUGUGUGUCCCCAUAAUGCCACCCCCUGUGUUUGUGUCCCCAUAAUGCCACCCCCUGUGUGUGCCCAUACCGCCACCGGUGUGAUUCUAUUGCAAAAAACUCUUUAAAAAAUGAAAAUGUACUUCCUGUGGUUGAAAAAAGAGUGAUCUGUAAAUUUCGAUUCCGCAACGUAUGUGUGUGAAAAUGCUGUGUGUGCGAGUUGCCAUGGGAACUGGGAGGCUGAGGCUGUGGCUGCUGAGAUCAGAGGAACUGCUGGUCGUUUUGUGGUUAGAUUGGAGUCAGCCCCAAAUUAGCCCCUGCUGUGAGACAACCUCUCAUGGUAUCAACAGGAUCAAGGAAAUCUUACACACACAUGCACACACACGCAUACACACAUGUAUACACAUAUGCGCACACACACACACGCACUUAUGCGCGCACACACACACACACAAACAUACACACACGCACACAGAGUUCCAGGUUUCCAUAGUUACAGGGUGUAAACGCCUUGUGCACCAUGAGACGACAGACAUGCCUGUCAUUUACGGGAAUGGAGAAGAUAAUUAAAAACAUGCAUGCAUGCACGUACACGCUUACACACACACACGCACAUGCUUACACACACUCACACACACUCACACGCAUGCACACAGACACACAUGCACGUAGACACACACACUCACACGCAUGCACACAGACACACACACGCACGCAUGCACGUAGACACACGCUGACACACAGACACAGACACACACACACGCUUACACACAGACGCACGCACGCAUGCACGUAGACACACACACUGACACAUAGACACACACACGCUUACACACAGACACAUGCACGUAGACACACACGCUGACAGACAGACACACACAGACACACACACAUGCUUACACACACUCACACACACUCACAAACAGACACAUGUACACAGACACACACACACGCUUACGCACACACGCAUGCACGUAGACACACGCUUACACACACACACACACGCAUGCACGUAGGCACACGCUGACACAGACACACACAUGUACACAGACACGCACACACGCAUGCACAUAAACACACACGCUGACACACAGACACACACACUCACACAAACACACACGUACACAGACACGCGCACACGCAUGCACGUAGACACACACGCUGACACAUAGACACACACACUCACACACACACACAAACACACACAGACACACACACUCACACAAACACACACGUACACAGACACGCGCACACGCAUGCACGUAGACACACACGCUGACACAUAGACACACACACUCACACACACACACAAACACACACAUACACACACACGCACACACACACACUUACACACAGACACAUCCACCCCAUUUGAUUUCUGUUAUUGUCUUCCCAAGGCUGUACACCGGUUCUCUCUGCAGUGACACUGAGUGUGAUGUGAGCUGUCCCAGGAGAAAGUGGAGAGACAGAAUUACAGUUGUCCCUGUACCUGCCCUGCCUCUCCACACCUGGGGGGGUACAGCUACAAUCCCCCCAACAGAGAGGGGGGAAGGGAGGAGGGAGGGAGAGGGGGAGAAACAAGGCAGAGGGAAGAAAGAGUGAAAAUAGGGAGAGAGAGAGGGAGGGAGAUGGAGGAAUGAAGGGAGAAGAGAGAGGGAGGGAGAAAGAGUGGGGGAUGGGAGGGCAGAUAUUGAGAAGAGCAAAAGAGCGUGUGAAGCAGAGAGAGAGAAAUAUAGAAGUAUAGGGGGAUAGGGAAAGAGGAGGAAGGGAGGGAGGGAUAAAUGUGGAAUACUUCAGAGAGAAAUCAAGGCAGGCAGCAAUGGAGGGGGGGCAAAUUGGGAGGAUGAGAGUAAAGAGAGAGAGAAAGAAAUAGUCAAAUUUAAAUCUAUACGUAUGUAAAACCCAGCCCAUGGACUGGUUCUAAAUGUCAAGCAGCUGCAGUAUUUGCAGAGAACUCCGUGCCGACGUGGAGGCUUACCCUGAUCCAAAAGGUUUUAAAUUAAUUAUUGAUGCUACUGAUCUAUUAUUAAAAAGCCAGUAAAGUGUAUGGUGAACUGGUGAGCCUAAAUAUGAACUGUGUCAUAUUUAGGCUUCAUAUUUAACUUGUUCUUCACAGACUGCCUUCAUCAGUGUAACUGAAUGGGAUCGCUGCUUCCUGGGUCAUGGCUAAUAUUUCUUUUCAAAGCAACGUGUAAAUAGAUCCCUGGUGUUGUGUGAAAUGGUACGGUGUGUACAAACCCUUUAAACUGUCGUAUUUUGAAUGUAUUAGUUCAGCCCGUUGCCUUGUCUUUCCAGAAAAAAGUAGAUAAAUAUUAUUUUCAUAAAAAAGUGUUUCCGGCGGUUUUCUUUAAGCACAAUGUAGCCGAGAACAGCGGAGUUUUUAAGUGCCUGAAAUCUUAGCUUCUUUUUCCUUUCCACGGCUGUUUCCUCUGUUUUCAAAAAUAUUACGGAAUCUCCGCGUCAGUGCAGAGCCAGGGGUCUUAGUUUCGGCUGUCCAUGUCAGUGCCUGUGCGGCUCACUUCAUUCUGUGUGAAUCAGCGCCCUUAGGGGGAAAUGCAAAACCCGGGGACGGUGUUUGGUUGGCCGGUGUGAACGGUUUUGGACCUGCGGCCCAAUUGGCAGGUUGUUAGAAGUGUUUGUGCUCUCAUUGGAUCGUCCUAAAACACUCAUCGGACUUGGUGCUUCUGGGGAACUUCCGGCACCACACAAAAUGGGGGGGACAUAGGCUGAUCUACAACCAGCCCAAAAGAUACAAACCGCUACAGAAAGGAGGGAGCUAAUGACCUAAUGGCCUAACCCUAACCCUAACCCUAACUGAACGAGUCUUAGUCUUCUUUAUAUAUGGAGCCAGACAUAAACUAGCCUAACAGCUGGGUCCAGGGGUGGUGCUUCUGACAGACUACGAGCAGCCAGUGAGAGCGCGAGUGCAACCGCGGGACGUGUAGCCAACGGCGCCGCAUGGGGGAGGGAAAGCUGAUUCCAAGGGCCCUGACUGACAGGGGCCCUCAAAAAAUAUGAGAACAUGGGAUCUGGGCUGUUCUGCGGUGGUGGGGCCCACUGUGAGAUCUUUUCAUGGGGCCCAAAAUCCCAGAAAACGCCUGAAUGUAGCAGCAAGGUUCGGCCAGCAUGGCCUUCUGUAGGCAGAAGGAGAGGAGCCGUUAGCCCCUGUCUGCACAGCCCAAACAGGCCCAGAGCUGAAGCCAGUUUGGCGCAAGUCUCUCGCCAAAGACUCGGGCUGCUGGCCUGUUUGCCUCAGAGGGGACGACAACUCUAAUCCCCUCCCAAGCCGACCCUCCUUUCCCUUAAUGUCACGCUGGCCACUGUGGCUGCUAACAUCUUCACUUUAACCCUGCCCCUUGGGCUUAGCCACACCCCUUUACCCUGCCUGGCCCAAUGAGGACCAAGGGAAUUUGACCUCAAAGUGGCUCUGUCGAUUGUUGUUAGUCUGUUUGGAGCAACACGCGAAACCUUUGACUUCAGACCUAGCGCACCUUACGACAGGUAACAGGACACUUUUGAUUCAGCAUAUCCAGGUGGCUUACCUCCCCCUGUUUGGAGCGCUCCUGAAAACCUUUUUGCCAGUUCAGUUAAGCGCAAGCUAAUGCAUUUUAUUUUUGUGGAGGUCAGUCCAAGGUGGCCAUUUUCUCUUAAUUCUCCUGAUCUGCUCCAGGCUUCCAUGCUAUCUGUACCUGCCGGUGAGACAGUUAAAUACUGAACCAAUCUCUUUCAUAGAUUCUGCUGUACCACUGAGGACACAGUCGAGUGGAAUAAGCGUUUCAUGCUGUUGAGUUUGUCUUUGAUUACAAAAAAAGUAUAUUAUGUGGCUCACAAGAUAUAAGAAUUGCUUUAUUUGUGUGUUUAUUUUUAGUUUUCUUUCGUGUUUAUCCCCCACUCUUUUUGUAAGUGUUCAGACUUACAUGUGUUUGCCUUCUGUUCCAUAUGGUGGUAUUUGUCCUGAAGACCUAGCACUGAACACUGUAAACUGAACACUGUAGGCAUGUGUAGAAUAAAGAGGACGUUUAGAAAUGAA